UCUGACAUCAUUGUAAAUUUGUCAACUGUCAUAACAAUAACAUGCGCUUCUAGGUUAUAAUAAUUUAAAUAAAUUAUAAGAUAAACUUUCCUUAUUGUAUUUAAAAGUAAAAGGUGCAAAAUGGUAAAAAAGAAAAUAGAUAAUCGUAUUCGAGUUAUGAUAGAAAAUGGAGUUAAACUUGGCCAUCGUACCAUGUUUCUUCUUGUUGGUGAUAAGAGCAGAGAUCAAGUCCCAAUACUGUAUGAUAUGUUAGUUAAGUCAACAGUGAAAGCAAGACCUACAGUACUGUGGUGUUACAAAAAUAAAGAUGAAGCAAUAAGCAACCAUGGUCGUAAACGGGCUAAGAAAAUUGCAGCUGGUAAGCUUGAAGUAUCUGAGGAAUCUUUAUUUGAUGCAUUCAGAGUUGCAACAACUAUUCAUGGAAGAUAUUACUCAGAGAGUCAUGCUAUGCUCGGCCAGACAUAUGGUGUUUGUGUAUUACAGGAUUUUGAAGCUUUAACACCUAACUUAAUGGCUCGUACAAUUGAAACUGUUGAAGGAGGUGGACUCAUUAUAUUUUUAUUGAAAACAAUGAAUUCAUUAAGACAACUACAUUCUAUUACAAUGGAUGUGCAUUCCAGAUUCAAAACUGAAGCACAUGACACAGUCGUAAACAGAUUUAACGAGAGAUUUCUGCUCUCAUUAGUGGACAAUGCUCGGUGUCUAGUUCUUGAUGAUGCUCUCAAUGUUCUGCCAAUUUCAUCCAAGACAGCUCAAGUGGAGCCCAUUGAUGUGGUACCAGAGCGAAUAAAUCCAAAGCUUACUGAGUUGAUAAGUUCUCUAUCGGACAGUCCACCAGCGGGACCUUUGGUUGCACUGUGCCGAACACAUGAUCAAGCUACAGCACUAAUAGCACUGAUAAAUACAUUGGCAGACAAACAAACAAGGCAAGUUUUUACAAUUUUUUAAAGGUUCUGAAAAAAC
Molecule: messenger RNA, 963 nt
Organism: Leptidea sinapis
Lineage: Eukaryota; Metazoa; Arthropoda; Insecta; Lepidoptera; Pieridae
Product: RNA cytidine acetyltransferase-like
Exons: 6
Coding region: 121-948 (275 amino acids)
Biological process (GO): rRNA acetylation involved in maturation of SSU-rRNA
Cellular component (GO): nucleolus; 90S preribosome
Molecular function (GO): tRNA binding; 18S rRNA cytidine N-acetyltransferase activity
Source: RefSeq, a predicted model, not a curated record